Molecule: messenger RNA, 3324 nt
Organism: Pocillopora damicornis (cauliflower coral)
Lineage: Eukaryota; Metazoa; Cnidaria; Anthozoa; Scleractinia; Pocilloporidae
Product: beta-1 adrenergic receptor
Biological process (GO): G protein-coupled receptor signaling pathway
Cellular component (GO): plasma membrane
Molecular function (GO): G protein-coupled receptor activity
Source: RefSeq, a predicted model, not a curated record
ACGGAAGACAGGAUUUUUUUUUUUUUUUGCGUUUCAAAUGAAACUACACUUUUUUGUUAAAGAUGGAAAAGGAGAAUUGGAAAUUUUGGCAUUGAUAAGAUAGGUGAGAUCCACAAAAGCUCAAGACAAGAAGUGUUUUCCUACAAACAUUUGAAAAACAGAAGUCCUAACUUAUCUCAGUCUUUUUUUAAUCAAGUUUAUCACUGAAAAACAUUAAUUUUAAUAAAAACAACUUUACAAAUGAAUAUGAAAGAAAAUAUAUUGAAAUUUGCACUAUUUAAGAAAGGUAAUUUGUCGUUGAAGGAUUUCUUUUGAAGCAGUGUAAUAUUUCAUAUCAAAAAGACAACUUCAAUCCGAUUCCCUGCCUUAUACCAUAACAAUUGCUAUUUAACUUCUCGAAAAAAACUUUUUCAAAUAAUGAUUUUAUUUUCCUUUUUUUUAUUUCAAUUAAUUAUGCAUGUUGUUCAGUUAAAUAAAAACUAGAGGUAAAUAUCACUUUCCGUACCAUGGUUAUAUUAGCCCUUUCAAUGGAUAGUAGGAAAUUCAUAAACUUUCUUUCUUUUCAAGCGAUCCAUUGAGGGCAUCAUGUAAUAACGCAAUUAUAAACGAGUACUAGUAAAAAAUCUAGCUUAUGAUUCAAGAAACACAAGUGAACUGUCAAUGAAGAUGUCAUUAACUUUGUUGUGGGUCUUUUUUGUGGAGAUGCAUUCAUGUUGAUUUAAUGAAAAAUAAACAUUGUCGCACACACACAGCCCACAGAAGCGACAGGUGCGUUUGAUAUCCGAAUACGCUCCUAUAAAUCAUUCUGACUUAAACGAUUCAGCAUUACAUUGCGUAGUUAGAUAAUUCACGCAUAUUUAUUCAAGUUUUCAAGUGAACAGUCAAAAUUGGAACAUUUGAUGGUUUGAUGCGUAAAAAGUUGUUGAUUCCAAGUUAAAGACCCACUCAAUUUCGCUUCCGCGCACAGUUUCACAUUAUUUAUUUUUCUGCUGUUUGAUUAUUGGUCAAUGCACUGCGUCGCCGGAGAACGACAUCACUCUACUGAUUGAGGUGGUCUGUUCCUUUGCUACACUUGUCGGAGUGAAAUGCCAUCGUUAAGUUCUUCAACAACCACUGAAGAUAUGGACGUUAUUAACUGCAGUUUUCAGGUCUUGAUACGGUUCCCACACACCAUGUCUGCACGCCUCACAGCCAUCGUUACUUGUAUUAUAAGCUCACUGGGCUUGAUGGCUGCUGUGUCAUGCAAUACGUUAUUUAUCGUAGCCUUUGCGCGGACGCGAGAACUUCGUACUUACGCGAAUCUAUUCCUUGUCAGCCUAUCAUGUACUGACUUACUUGUAGGCUCCAUUGUCGAACCACUGUAUAUAACGCGGCAAACUCUGGCACUAUCAGGAAUAGAUGACUGUGGUGUUUGGAUCGCUUACUUGACAAUGGCACUGUUCUGUACGGGUGCAUCUUUUCUGAACCUCACUUUAAUAAGCUGUGAGAGAUAUGUCGCAAUAUUUUCCCCACUAAACUACAUGCGACUGGUGACAAAAUCUCGCGUUUUGAGCAUAAUUGGUGGAGUGUGGCUAGCGUGGGUAACACUGACCUGUGUGCGUUUUGCUGGAAUACCAAACCGUAUUGUAUACCUGAUUUGUUUCGCUGUCAUUGGCUCAUGCUAUGCUAUUACGGCUUUUGUCUACUUCUUUAUUUUCCGAGAGGCCAGAAGACAUCAUCGAAGGAUCGUUAGCGAACAACAAAACUAUGAUCCUCUCGCUCCGAGUGUAGCGCGCGAAACUAAACUUGCCAAAACGAUGGCGUAUAUAUUUGGUGCGUUGUUGGUUUGUUACCUACCCGGGAUGACAAUUUUACUUAUCCGCACAAUUAAAGGCGACUCGCCUCAAUUAUUGUACAAUUACUACCCAUGGGCAGAAAACUUGAUUUUUUUGAACAGUGCUCUGAACCCAAUGAUUUACUGCUGGCGCAAUCGUGAAAUACGCCGGGCAGUUUUUCGGGUUAUCAAUCCAGUGUUAAGUCAGAUGUUCAAUCGCCAUAUCGCCUCCUCGAUAAAGGUGGGGUAUGUUAACGAAGCUGGAUCUAGGACUCCGAAAACUGAAUACGGAACCUGUGUUUCUGGCAGAAGAGUUCAAACAUCUCCCAUAACAAGAGACGUCGAGAUACAAUCAGUUUGCUCAAGGGAGUAACAAGUGGAACAAUUCUCAAUAACCAGCGUGUGGCAAUAACUUUUUUUUUUCCUGCUAAGGGAAGAUUCUUAUCACAUCAAGUGCUAAUGACUCGAAUUCAUUGACAUCUCUUCGUAACUUCAAGACUCAGUGAAGGUGCUUUAUCACAAAAGAGACAACUUAUCUUUUAAUAUUUCUACACUUGUGUAAGUUUUCAAUAUUUUUACUAUCUCUGUGAUCCUUCUAAGGUGAAAACGCGGCUUUUAUUGACACUCUUUUAUGCAAAACAGAAUCGUUUUUUUUAUUGGACAAAAUGACCAACGGAAAGAUAUACUUCAGUGGAUAAAGAAUCGUAAAAGUUUCUUUUUAAUAUCCUUACGGUAACGCAUUAUUUCACUUUUGCCUCAAGCAAUGUAGAUUAUAUGUUGUAAAAAAAUAACCGAAUUAUGUACAUCUUGUCGUUAAUUUUUUUCUUAAUCUCUAUGCGGCCAUGGUUGCAGGCAGCCCAGCCCAUCUAAACUAUUAACCGUUGAAUUCAAUAUGUAUGUUAAUAGGGUGAUCCACUGUGUGUACAUAUAGAACUGACGAGGACACAAUGUUUACUCAGACUAAGCUAAAAAAUAAUAUUAGUUUGUUCGAAACACAUAAAGGUUCUGCUUUGUGGUAAUUAGCAAAUGUUUUGAAAGGUCAGGCUCGCGAAUUGCAGCACGUACCCAGAAUCUCUUCAUUUUCCCUCUGGACUUCUCGCGAAGAGUUACUUUUUUAUACAGAAAAACUGACGCUCGAUCUGCGGAGAUCUGUUGAUAGCGUUUCUCUAUGGCAUUCAAAAGUUCAAUCGCAUUCAUUAAGACUUAUACAUUUCCCUUACAUCAGUCAUACGCACAAUUCAUCUAUUCCAAUUGUGCAUCACAUUCACACUAUAUCGACAAUAUAAGGAAAGUAAUGGAUUUUAUUUUAGAUUUACGAUGAAAAUAAUUUAAGUGACCAGUCUUUUCCGUUCAGAGCUGAAAGAUUUAAUCUUAUUGCCCAUACUCGUGAAGCUAUCGAUACAGAGAAAAAAAAUCCUUAUUAUCUCGUUUCGGCUUUAUUUUAAUCGGGAUUUGUAUAUGGGUUUAUAUUAAAAAGACGCAUGCUCGUUAUUGAGUAUUACGUAAAUUUA